UCUGGGCAGGUGAUCGUGUACCCGACGAAGAAGUCGCUGCAGAAGGUGGGUGCGGCGGUGGCGCUGAUGGGCAUGUGGCUGCUCUCCUUCCUCCUGGCGCUGCCCAACUUCAUCUGGCGAACCCUCAAGAACCACGAGGUCAAACUGCCGGGGAUCGAGACCGUCAGCUACUGCGUCGAGGACUGGCCCUCCGCCCACGGCCGCCUCUACUACAGCGUGUUCGUGAUCGUGGUGCAGUACUGCCUGCCGAUCCUCACGCUGAGCAUCGCCUACGCCCGCAUCUGCAACAAGCUCAAGUACCGCAUGGCCAACAGCUCCACCCGCUCCUCCUCCCGCAGCAGGAAGAAGGACGGCCGCAUGAGGAGGACCAACACCCUGCUGGUGUCCAUCGCCCUCAUCUUCUGCCUCUCGUGGCUGCCCCUCAACCUCUACAACGUCGUCGUCGACCUGCACAACCCCUUCGGCGACGACACGGAGUCCAUGCUCAUCGUGUACUCCGUGUGCCACAUGGCCGGGAUGUCGUCGGCCUGCUCCAACCCCCUCCUCUACGGCUGGCUCAACGACAACUUCCGCAAGGAGUUCCUGGAGAUCUUCGCCCUGCUGUGCCCCUUCUGCCCUCCAUCGCCAACGCCCUCCGCCGCAUGAACAGCUUCAAGACCAGUCGCAUCGGGAAGGACGGCGGCUCCCUCAGGUCCCUCCCGCCCUCCAGCCACCCCGUGGUGCUCUACACGAAGGCCGUCGAGGAGCAGACCUGCAAUGGCAACAGCGUCGA
This is a messenger RNA of Penaeus vannamei (Pacific white shrimp), 772 nucleotides long. The record is from RefSeq and is a predicted model, not a curated record. Lineage: Eukaryota; Metazoa; Arthropoda; Malacostraca; Decapoda; Penaeidae.